Messenger RNA from Diversispora eburnea, 463 nucleotides. Lineage: Eukaryota; Fungi; Glomeromycota; Glomeromycetes; Diversisporales; Diversisporaceae. The record is from the annotation of a GenBank genome assembly.
AUGACCCACCUACAAUUUCCUGAAGGUUUUCUCGAACGAGUCAACAGAUUGCGUAGAGAACUAAACGAAAUUUCCAGAGAGGCACAACUCAUGAUAAACGGCACUGGAGCAUAUUUGAUGGUGGAAGGAUGCGAAAUAAACCUGGUGGAAGGGUGCAAAAUAAACUUGGUAGAAUCCUCGAAUAACGAAGGAGCACCACAAGAGAACGAUGUACUGCUCCCAUAUGCCUUGGAUAUAGUAGCCGCACUGGCAGAAAUGCAUGACCUGACAGGAGCUAUGCUUGAUCAUGACAAGACUCAGAAAUUAUGUUCAUGCCUCCCAGGAAAACCAGACGGCUGCAUCAAUAAAGCAGGAGUUACAAGGGCACUCUCAUCAAAAUGGGACGCGAACCUACUAGAUAGUGCAGAGGAUAAGAAUACUCACCCAAGAAGUCAGGAUAUUACAACCAAAGAACUUCCAGCUG